Molecule: messenger RNA, 393 nt
Organism: Pongo pygmaeus (Bornean orangutan)
Lineage: Eukaryota; Metazoa; Chordata; Mammalia; Primates; Hominidae
Product: synaptobrevin homolog YKT6-like
Exons: 1
Coding region: 1-393 (130 amino acids)
Biological process (GO): endoplasmic reticulum to Golgi vesicle-mediated transport
Cellular component (GO): Golgi apparatus
Molecular function (GO): SNAP receptor activity
Source: RefSeq, a predicted model, not a curated record
AUGAAGCUGUACAGCCUCAGUGUCCUCUACAAAGGCGAGGCCAAGGUAGUGCUGCUCAAAGCCAGGUACGACGAUGUCUCUUCCUUCAGCUUUUUCCAAAGAUCCAGCGUUCAGGAAUUCAUGACUUUCACCAAUCAACUGAUUGUGGAGCAUUCAUCCAAAAGCACUAGAGCUUCUGUCGAAGAGCAAGACUGUCUGUGGCACGUCUUUGUCCGGAAUGACAGUCUUGCAGGUGACAAUAAAUGCCCAUCCCGGGUGGCCUUUACCUUGCUGGAGAAAGUACUAGAUGAAUUCUCCAAGCAAGUCAACAGGAUAGACUGGCCAGUAGGAUCCCCUGCUACAAUCCACUCUGCAGCCCUGGAUGGUCACCUCAGUAGAUACCAGAACCCAUGA